Molecule: messenger RNA, 3510 nt
Organism: Panicum hallii
Lineage: Eukaryota; Viridiplantae; Streptophyta; Magnoliopsida; Poales; Poaceae
Product: putative receptor-like protein kinase At3g47110
Exons: 2
Coding region: 8-3391 (1127 amino acids)
Biological process (GO): protein phosphorylation
Molecular function (GO): protein binding; ATP binding; protein kinase activity
Source: RefSeq, a predicted model, not a curated record
AACAGCAAUGGCCUCUUUGGGCAUCUUGUCACCAUGUCUUGUUUGGCUUCUUUGUUUCAUCACCUUCCUUGGCAGCCUACCAGAGGCCACCUGCAGUGAAAGAGAAAAUGACCAACAAGCACUCCUCUGCUUCAAGUCCCAGCUAUCUGCUCCAGCUGAUGUUUUUGCCACAUGGAGCAAUGCAUCCUUGGAGUUUUGCAGCUGGCACGGGAUCACUUGCAGCCAACGGUCUCCUCGCCGUGUUAUUGUGCUGGAUCUCGCAUCAGAAGGAAUCACAGGUACCAUAUCGCCUUGUAUUGCAAAUCUCACAUCUCUUACAAGGUUGCAACUGUCAAACAAUAGCUUCCACGGGAGCAUACCAUCAGAGCUUGGACUACUCAGCGAACUCAGCAGUCUGAACUUAAGCAUGAACUCUCUUGAAGGUAACAUCCCUUCUGAGCUUUCUUCAUGUUCCCAACUUCAAAUCCUUGGAUUGUGGAACAAUUCUCUUCGUGGUGAGAUCCCAUUUGGCCUUAGUCAAUGCAUCCAUCUUCAGGAGAUCAACCUUAGCAACAACAAUCUAGAAGGAAGCAUUCCCUCUACUUUUGGUACUCUUCCAGAGCUGCGAAUACUAGUUCUCGCUAGCAACAAGCUUAGUGGUGCCAUACCGCCCUCUUUGGGCAGCAGCCUUUCUCUCAAAUACGUUGAUCUUGGGAGAAAUGCUAUCACUGGAGGGAUUCCAGAGUCCUUGGCUAGCUGUUCAUCUCUCCAAGUACUUAGGCUCAUGAGAAACAGUCUUAGUGGAGAACUCCCAGGGGCUCUCUUCAACUCCUCAUCACUUAUUGCCAUUUGUCUCCAAGAAAACAAAUUUGUUGGUUCUAUACCAUCUGUUACUGCAACCUAUCCCUUAGUAAAACAUCUUCAUUUGGGUGGGAACUCUCUCUCAGGAACAAUACCAGCCUCAUUAGGGAAUUUUUCUUCCCUACUUGACCUUCGUCUUACACGAAAUAAUUUAGUCGGGAGCAUUCCUGAGAGCAUAGGCUAUUUGCCUACAUUAAGUUUACUGAACUUGAAUUUAAACAACUUGUCUGGGCCAGUACCACCCUCUCUCUUCAAUAUGUCCUCCUUAACAACUCUUGCUAUGGCAAACAAUUCACUCAACGGAAGAUUGCCAUCCCACAUCGGCUAUACACUACCAAAAAUUCAGAUACUAAUCCUCACGUCAAACAAGUUUGAUGGUCCAAUUCCAGAUUCUCUACUCAAUGCCUUCCACAUGAAAUGGCUUUACCUAAGAGGAAACAUGCUAACUGGGCCAGUGCCAUUCUUUGGAUCAUUGCCAAAUUUGGAAGAACUAGAUCUGUCAUAUAACAUGCUAGAUGCAGGAGACUGGGAUUUUGUCUCUUCACUCUCAAAUUGCUCCAGAUUGACAAGACUGGAUCUGGCUGGGAACAAUUUCCAAGGGGAAUUGCCAAGUUCUAUUGGCAAUCUUUCUCGUAGUCUCAAGGUAUUGAGGCUAAGGGACAACAAAAUUUCUGGGCACAUACCACCCGAGAUGGGCAAUCUCAAGAACCUCAAUGAAUUGUACAUGGAUUACAAUCGCUUCACUGGUAGUAUACCACCAACAAUUGGGAAUCUGAAAAGUUUGGUGGUUCUAGCUGGGGCACAAAACAGAUUCUCAGGCACAAUCCCUGAUGCUAUUGGCAACCUUGUUCAGCUGACAGAUCUGAAAUUGGAUGCCAACAACUUGAGUGGCAGGAUACCUGCAAGUUUAGGACGUUGUACUCAACUCCAAAUACUCAAUCUUGCUCACAAUGCACUAGAUGGUAGUAUACCAAGAGUAAUCCUCAAAAUUUCUUCUCUUUCUCAAGAAUUUGACUUGUCACACAACUACUUGUCUGGAGCAAUACCAGAGGAAAUUGGCAAUCUCAUCAAUUUGAAUAAACUUAGCAUCUCAAACAACAUGUUGUCUGGCAACAUCCCGUCCGCUCUUGGCCAGUGUUUGCUUCUGGAAUAUCUUAAGAUGCAAAACAACUUAUUUGCAGGAAGCAUUCCACAAUCUUUUGCAGAACUGAGAGGAAUGAAAGAGUUGGAUAUUUCUCGGAACAAUUUGUCUGGAAAAAUACCAGAGUUCUUCACGUCCUUGAAUUCUCUCCAUUACCUCAAUUUAUCCUUCAACAAUUUUGAUGGAGCAGUUCCAAGAGGCGGUAUUUUUGCCAAUGCUAGUGCAGUGUCAAUCGAAGGAAAUGAUCAGCUGUGCUCUAGCGUUCUAACAGGAGGUAUCCCUCUUUGUUCAGCACUGGGUGAUGACAGGAAAAGCAAGCACACUUAUUUGGUUCUAGUUGCCAAGAUAGUAAUACCAGUUGUUAUAAUCAUACUGUUUUGUCUUGCCGCAUUUUUGGGGAGGAAGAGAAUGCAGGCACAAGCACAUUUGCAACAACUCAAUAAGAACAUUACAUAUGACGACAUCGUAAAGGCAACAGAUAUGUUCUCUUCUACUAACUUAAUUGGCUCAGGUUCAUUUGGAAAGGUUUACAAGGGUAGCAUGGGGCUUCACAAAGAUCAAGUGGCCAUCAAGAUUUUUAACCUCAACAUAUAUGGAGCACAUAGGAGCUUCCUUGCAGAAUGUGAAGCCCUCAGAAAUGCCAGGCAUCGAAAUAUUGUAAAAAUCAUUACUUUAUGCUCUUCAGUGGAUCCUACUGGGGCUGAUUUCAAGGCCAUAGUUUUCCCUUAUAUGCUGAAUGGGAACCUAGACAUGUGGCUAAAUCAGAGGGCGCAUGAACAUAGUCAAAGAAACAUUCUGACUUUAAGUCAAAGAAUCAAUGUAGCAUUGGAUUUAGCAAAUGCAAUGGAUUAUCUUCACAACCAAUGUGCGUCUCCAUUAAUACACUGUGACCUGAAGCCAAGCAAUAUUCUUUUGGACCAUGGGAUGGUGGCAUAUGUCAGUGACUUUGGCCUAGCAAGGUUUCAGUGUACUAAAUCAAGUACCCAUAAAGAUAGUUCAGCAACUUUGCCUGGCCUAAAAGGGUCCAUCGGAUAUAUCCCACCAGAGUAUGGCAUGAGCCAAGACAUAUCAACCAAGGGUGAUGUUUAUAGUUUCGGAGUGCUCCUGCUGGAAAUGAUGACAGGUUGUCGUCCCACUGAUGAAAAAUUCAGUAAUGGUACGAACCUGCAUGAGUUUGUUGACAGAGCAUUCCCAAAGAACAUCAAUGAGGUUGUUGAUCCUACCAUGCUACAAGAUGACAUCAGCGCAAACAAUGUUCUACAGAAUUGCAUAAUUCCCUUGGUCAAAAUAGGACUGUCCUGUUCCAUGACAUCACCCAAAGAGCGGCCUGGAAUGGACAAAGUUUCUACAGAAAUCCUUGCGAUCAAGAAUAUGUUCUCAAGCAUACAUGAACAUGAUCAAUCGAAAUAGGGGACGGAUAGUGCCUAGAUCUAGUGAUUUAACUGUACAUCACUAAUGUACUAUGUGAUGCUUUCGCAUCUCCUUUCGGAUUCUGUAUAGUUAAUCAAACUUGCAUUCAUCUGCAGAAA